Molecule: messenger RNA, 482 nt
Organism: Phanerochaete carnosa HHB-10118-sp
Lineage: Eukaryota; Fungi; Basidiomycota; Agaricomycetes; Polyporales; Phanerochaetaceae
Exons: 2
Coding region: 157-369 (70 amino acids)
Source: RefSeq, a predicted model, not a curated record
GCCACGACACCUUGCACGACACACUGCACGCUCAUUCAGGGGCCAUCUCGAUCUCAACUUCACCUACGCAGUCUAUAGACCUUAUCUCUUUCUAGAAUUUCCUUGCAUUUGCGCAGUCUCAAAGCACACGUCGACUUCUGCUAGUACUUCGCCGCCAUGAUCCGUCGCGACCCGACACUCAUUCCCAUGACCGACAACGACGUACAGGAUAUCCGCGACAUGCUUGCCGCACGGCAGAAGGAGAGUGCUCUGCAAAAGACGGAGGGGAUGCUGAAGGACGGUGUUACCGGUAUCCCGGGCUUUGCAGCGCAGGAGGAAGCGAGGAGAAAGAAAGAUGCGAUGUCCAAGAACGAACGACUCGGUCUAUGACGUCGUUUGUGUCGUGGUAUCCAUGGUGCACGGCUAUAUGCUGUCGUUCACAUGGAGUCAAGGAGCUAGGUGUCUGUUCCCAUCUAAACGUGUAACUUCGUCAAGUUUAUCGC